AUGUUUGCUCCAGGUGUGACUCCACGUGUUUCCAAACCCCCCGUUGUCCGAGUACCGACGCUGGAGCCCUCGGCGUCGUCGUCGUUGCCGUUGUUUACAGGGACCCGCAUGCUUCGGGGCAAGUUACAAGAGCGGCACAUGCAGGGGGGGGGCACCCUGAGCGAUUACUACCGAUCACGGCAUGCGGGCAGGGAUCAGCAAAGCCCUUGCCAUACUGAUCCACUGGGGGAGCUGGAAGGCUCCGCAAACCGUGUGCAGAUUGAGGAGCUUUUGCGCGGCAUUCAUGAGACAAGCACCGCUGCGGCCGCUGCAGUGGAGGAACUGACGGCAAAUUCGCCUCCACCUCGCCAGAUAAGGCCAUCACUGCAGCAAAGACCAUGCGAGGUGGAGCAACGACGAAGCGCGUCGCCAGAUCGGCCACACAUGACACGGUCAAGCCCCAUGAAACGGACACCAAGAGGUGAAUCGCCAGCACGUCCUGCUUGGAACCAAAACCGCCCAACUCCCCGUGUGAAACCUACUGUAAGUGCUCCACGAACGGAGCCGCGACGGGUGACACGUGGCGCAAGCGUUGAGAAUCGUAGUCGGCCGUGGGUUGAGGGUAUCAAACGGACACCCAGCUCAAAAGAGAAGCGGACGGCGGCGAAGGAAACGGAUCAUUCAAAAGGGACUCCUCUGACUCAAUCUCAACCCUCCCGUAAAUUGCUGUCUUCGGCGAGAGCAGCGUUUUCUGCGGGGGUGACGUCCCCACGGACGAUGUUCGGCGAAGCAAGAGGGGUUAGCACGGGAAAGGGUGAAGCGGCGUUGCAGCCUCGCUUGGGAUUGUUGGAGAAAUCACUACAAGAUGUUCAUCAACGGGCUGUGCGGGCAGAAGCACGCUGUGAAGAGUUGGAGGUCACUUUGCAGGUACUGCAAAUGGAACACCGUGACACACUCUCGAGGCUGGAGGAACGAAACGCGCAGUUGAAUGCUCAGGUGCAGUACGUGCUGCAGUGGGUUGAACAUUUUGGGGCGACACGUGUCGCGAGAGAGGUUUUUGCGCAGGAGAUUGGGGCGGGACAGGCAACGGAUGGCGGAGGUGUUGAGGUCCCUGUCACGAGUCUUUCGACUAGCAAGGACGGCGGUGGCUCAUCGGAGAUGCACACAAGCGUGAAGUCUGCAGACUCCACAGGGAUUGAAAAGGCUCUUAAGGCCACACCGAUACGAGUACCACCCGCCCCGCCUAUGACGCUUCAACUUCAACAUCGGUAG
This is a messenger RNA of Trypanosoma rangeli, 1251 nucleotides long. RefSeq lists its product as uncharacterized. The record is from RefSeq and is a predicted model, not a curated record. Bases 1 to 1251 code for a protein of 416 amino acids. NCBI's taxonomy places the organism in Eukaryota, Euglenozoa, Kinetoplastea, Trypanosomatida, Trypanosomatidae. The transcript has a single exon.